UAGCAUGAAAUACAAAAAAAGAAUGUAAACAAAAAUAAAAUAUUAGUUAAGCAAUUGUCGAAAAAAAACGCUUCUGCACUGAAAAGCGAAUAGUUUAAAGCCAAGCUAAGUAAAUUCUGAUAACUUCUAGCAUUCUUUGCAUGCAUUUGAAAUGUGUAGCCAAAUUCUGGGAUAAUUUGAAACAAAACAAAAACAAUUUUAACUGUAAGCAUUUUUGGCAAGGAAGCAAAUAAUAAUAAAUAAUAAAAUUUAAUUCUAAAAAAUAAAAAACAAAUCUCAAAACACAUUUAAAAGACAUAAAGCAAGAAUCUGAAACAGGCGCAUUCAAAAACCACAUAAAGCUGAUUAAUGGGGCGGUAUGAAAACUGAUUAACAAUUAUAAACAGCAAAUAAUAAUAAUAAUAAUAAUAAAAGAAGAAAAGAAAAAAAAAACAAGCAAAACAAAAAAAAAUAAAACCGCAAGGCGUUUCAAUGGGGCCAGCCAAAGGACAUCCAACUCAUGCAAACACACACACGCACACAUCUCGCUCAUGAAUUCAUACACACACAUAACACACACUCAUACGCAGGCAAUUCAUGGUGUUGGCAGCAUUUAAGUUUCAUAUCGCAUAUAGCAUAAGAGGUUUAGCAUAAUGCUUUAAGGCUUGAAGCGCAUACAAACAUAACAAGCGCGCAGCAUGGAACGACGUGGACGAAUUCCGGUGGCCAAGUUUCGCACCCAGGAGGCUAAGACGCGCAGUCGCAGUCGUGUGAGCGAGCCGGACUACAAUAAUCAGGACCCGGAGCAUGAUAUGUUUACGCUGCUGGAGGACAACAUAGCGCUAAGGGAGGAGAACAAGGCGCUAAAACUGGAGAUCGAAUCACAUAAAACCACGCAGGAGGAGCAGCAGGCGCAGCACGAGAAGCUGUGCGCUCAGCUGGAGCUGCUGCAGCAGCAGCAGAGCAAAUUUGAGUCAGACAUCAAGGAUCUCACCGGCAAGUUCAAUAAAACGCUCAACGAGCGCAAUGCCCUCGACAAACUGCACAAAAUGAAGGUCGAUCAGAUACACAAUCUCACCAGUGAGCUGGAGCACAUGCGCGAGAAGCAGCUGGGACCGUCGAGCGGGGCUCCGCUAGUCGGCUCCGUAGAGCUAAAACGUAAUCUGCUCAAGAUUCUACAACAGGACAGCACAGACAGCGGCGAGGUUGGCAACGAGCUGGACAGCCUGAUCGAUGUUGAUGGCAAUCUGGAUGUGCCCAUUACCAACAGCCUAGUGGAGCGUCUCGUCUCGGAAUUCCUCACGCUCAAACAUGCCACCAACGCCGUGGAGCUGCAGCUGUACGAGGCCAAUGAGAAAAUAGCCGAGCUAGUCGAGCACCAACAUUUGCUGGAGGAGGAGAACGAAACGCUGCGCACCGAGAACGGCAAUCUAACCAAGGUGGCCAAACUGUUGACCGACAACAUGAAGGAAAGCGUGGAGACCAGCCAGAAAAUGGAGGCGGCUUUGAUAAGGCUGAAGCAGCGGAACGAUGAGCUGACCGCCAAAAUACGCGACCAGCCGGACGGCCAGCCGCAGGCGACGCCAUCGCCGACGACGAUGCAAUCGCAGGUGGAGUUCGAGGAGAUAACGGAUCAGGUGCAGCACCAGGCGCGCGAGCACAACGAGCGCAUUGUGGAAAUGCAAAGUCUUAUGGAUGCGGCUAUUGCAAAAACUACUAACGAUGAACUAAAAAAAUUACAACUUAAGUUGGAAAUACUCGAGGAGCAGCUGCGUCAGGCGCUAACACGCGCCGAUCUCGCCGAGGAGCAAUUGGUGCGCUACCAGCAAGCGGAACCAGCUGCAACAGCAACAGCAACAGUUGCAGCGGCGCCAGCGUCACGUCCACCCCCGCCGCCGCCGCCGCCGCCACCUCCACCCAUGCCUGCCAAGGUGCUUUACAGGGUUGCAGCUGGCGGGGAUGGAGACGCGGGCAGCUUUAGCCAGCACAUUGCUGCGCACAGUUUGCACAAGGGCCUGGGCGAGAAGAUAAUCGACAACGUCAAGCAACAGGUACAGGCGCAGGCGGCAACAGGUCUUGACGCUAUAGUGCGUGAAUUUAAAUCUGGACGCGUCACGUUGCGUCGGAAUCGUCGCAAAACUGGCACCAGCGAAGCUCUCAAGGAGAUGUUCCAAGUACUCGAGAUAAGUCAGAAGCAGAAUCGCAACUCGAAGAUAUGCGUCGAUCUGAAUACAACAAUAUAAGUUUCUUAUCCUACUUUGGUCUCAAAUCGAAAGCCUAUGCUCUCUGCUUCAACAUCGAAACAUUCCGUGCAUUUUAAUAUUUAUACGUAAUCCCUCCUAUUUAAUACACUAAUUUUGCCUUUGUGUGCGCCUUUCUUUUGAAGGAGAAAACAAGCCAUUUUUAAACUAAUUUAUAUAAUAUCCCUAUGUGAAAUUAACUAACAUGUAUUUGAUUUUGACUUCUAACAAUGUGUUCAUGUUACUCAUUAAUAUUAUUAUUUAUGCUUUAUUAUACAAUCGAAACCCAACG
Molecule: messenger RNA, 2511 nt
Organism: Drosophila virilis
Lineage: Eukaryota; Metazoa; Arthropoda; Insecta; Diptera; Drosophilidae
Product: cTAGE family member 2-like
Biological process (GO): positive regulation of neuron migration; neuron projection morphogenesis
Cellular component (GO): axonal growth cone; cell leading edge; cytoplasm
Source: RefSeq, a predicted model, not a curated record